Molecule: messenger RNA, 594 nt
Organism: Suillus paluster
Lineage: Eukaryota; Fungi; Basidiomycota; Agaricomycetes; Boletales; Suillaceae
Exons: 2
Coding region: 1-594 (197 amino acids)
Source: RefSeq, a predicted model, not a curated record
AUGUACAUGCCACAGACGGUAUCACCACUGCAGUACAAACGGUAUGGGGAAUUGUUAAACCAUCCUGCCAAGACCGAGGCAGAGCACAAACUCCAAGUUGCCUUGCUGGAGUCAGAGCAACAUGAGGAGGAAUCUAAGCAUCAAACAAUUGGCUUACAGGCAGCAUCACUUGCGGCACGGGAAGACAAAGCAGGGAGGAAAAAGGGUACAAGGCUUGUUGGUGAUGGCUUACCUCGUAUGCUAACUGGUGAUGUGUUCGUGGCACAGGUUAUCACACACAAGAAUGCCAUGGAGGCAGAAGCCAGAGAAAAAGAAAUGAGGGCCAAGAGAAGAGCAGAACAUUCUGAAGAGCUUGCACAUUGGAAAAUGGAGGAGAUAGAGUGGAAAGAACAAAACUGGGCAACAAGAGCCAUUUUCGAGGCACAGAAGGUUGAGUGGGAAGCAGAACGAGAAUUGGCAAAGUUGGAGAAACGGAGGUCACAGUGGAACAAACCAAAGAUGGGGGCAAUUGAGAAACCCGUGUCAAGGCCAGAGCGAGCUCAGCCUGAAGUUCAUGAGAGCGAGCAAGAAGAUGAUGGGGAAGAAGAGGAUUAA